Plenodomus lingam JN3 is the source of this 552-nucleotide messenger RNA. The record is from RefSeq and is a predicted model, not a curated record. Lineage: Eukaryota; Fungi; Ascomycota; Dothideomycetes; Pleosporales; Leptosphaeriaceae.
AUGGAGCAAGAUCUUAUCGACGAUGCAAUGGGAAUAACGCCAAUGGCGGGCCUUCAAACGCCACAAAGUCUAAAGCUAAGGUUUGCUGCAAGGCUUGGACGUUUACUGCGUUUGGACGUCAGCAUUGAAGAGGGGGUCAAUAAGUGCUCUGUGUUUAUCACUCUUACCAACGAAAAAAAUGCCACGAAAAGGAGUGAGGAGUCACAGGUUACGAUUCGUUCGUUUCUUGAGACCCUUGAGAAUACCAUGAGUUGUAUUGCCAAAAAUUUGGAAAGCCAACGGUCCUGUGGGAAGCUGCGGGACGAGCUCCUUAUCUUCACCUAUGAGGACAGCAAAUCCACCAUCGAAGAAAUCUCCCGGAUUUUCGAAGAUAACCAGGGACUAUACGAUGACAUGCGAGCUUGGAAACCAGCUGAUAUACCUUUACCAAAAAGUCCGGUCUUACAACAGCUCCAUGAAGGAAACAAAUUCCCUGAUAAACUUUGGCUCGCAGAUGACGCGGGUCAUCAUGCACCUACAAGACAGAUUACGAGGUUUAAUUGGCAGCUCUAG